Molecule: messenger RNA, 1308 nt
Organism: Diversispora eburnea
Lineage: Eukaryota; Fungi; Glomeromycota; Glomeromycetes; Diversisporales; Diversisporaceae
Source: the annotation of a GenBank genome assembly
AUGCAACAAAGGGCUGUUAGCAAACUGGAGAAGCUUUUGAACAAUUACGAUAAGCUUUUCAGUGCAAAAGAGAUCGAACAAUUUAUCAAUGACCUUAAAAGAAAAGAGGAGGAGAAGGAUCUCUACACAUCUGUACGUCGAAACAUGACUGUUGCCUACAACGUGGAAGCAGAAAAAGAUUAUCACCAGAAUAAGGCGAUGUUAAGGAAAUUACAUGAUGAUGAAGAUCAGGAUGAAAUCGCAAGUGAUGUUGUAUCAGAUGCCUCUGACCUUUGUGAUGAUCAAAUGCGUGAGUUGGAUGAUAUAGAAGAACUUGAAGCAUCUGGAAAUAAAAGAAAGGACUGCCCUGAGGAGAAGUGGACUCUUUCCACAGGGAAAGAUGUUUAUGUGGUUUUAAAUGAUCCUGCGUACUUUGGGAUUCUUGAUCUGUCUGGUGAAGAACCUGAAGUUAAGGAAUUGUUUACCAUCGAAGAAUGGGCUGAAAUGCAGGAAGACUUCAGCAAGACAGUGAUGCUUACGGAAAUGGACUCAAAGGAAGAGGAGUUACUCUAUAACUUGUUUGACAAAAUCGAAGAGGUGCUUAAGAGAAAAUCAGAUGAUAUCAUUACAGAUAUAGAAGAAUGCAUCAUUAAGACUGAUACAGACAUAGUAAGGUUUCCUCAAUUAUCUAUGUCAGAAGGUUCUUUCUCAAAUAACUUCACUAAUAUGAUGACAAAAGGCAUUAUCACUUACAAUCGAAAAUGUGCCUAUGAUGAAGGAGAAAUUCAGAGUCUUUCAUCAGCAAUGAUUGCAAACCUGAAUAAAAAACCGGUCGACAGAUCAUUAAUUGGGCAACGUUGUGACUUCAGAAUUACCUGUGAUGGCUUUGAGUCAGUUAUUGGACUGCGAUCAGGAGGGUUACCAGAAGCCUGUCAUUCAAAAAAAUGGACUGAUAAGGUUGAUCUUAUGGUUGCCAUGCGAGAUGUCUUGCUUAAGGAAGCAAUAGAGGACAAUGGUGUAGAAUGUAAAGACUUUAGGAAUUUGUAUACACUUGGUGUACAUUCUUAUGCAAAAGGUCUAUGGCGUUUAGGCCUUUUAAAAAAAAUAAAACUACCUCAGUCAAAUGACCAAUUACUAAUGAUUGAAAAGUUGACAACAUUGCUGUUGCGAAUUGAGUCAACAUUAGACUAUAUUAUGCCUAUUCGAAAUGAACUAGCAGUCAAAGCAUCACGGUUGCAUCGAAACCGGCGAAGUUCAAUUUGUCUCAAACCAUACACUUUUGCUGAGCAAGGACGUAUACGACGCACACGCAUUCAAAGAGAUAGUUAA